Messenger RNA from Lachancea mirantina, 1929 nucleotides. Lineage: Eukaryota; Fungi; Ascomycota; Saccharomycetes; Saccharomycetales; Saccharomycetaceae. The record is from the annotation of a GenBank genome assembly.
AUGAACGCCAAUAUGCAAGCUAUCCAAGCGGCUCUCGCUAACUAUGAUACAUCUUUUCUUUCAGAAGAUGAGGAGGAUUUCUGUCCUCUCUGCAUCGAGCCAAUGGACAUAACGGAUAAAAACUUCAAACCUUGUCCGUGCGGAUAUCAAAUCUGUCAGUUUUGCUACAACAACAUAAGGCAAAAUCCGGAACUCAACGGUAGAUGCCCUGCGUGUCGCCGAAAGUACGAUGACGAAAGCGUGGAGUACGUUGUUUUGUCGACCGAAGAGCUCAAAAUGGAGCAGGCAAAGCACGCGAGGAAAGAGCGAGAAAGGAAGUUAAGAGACAAAGAGCGCAAAGAAAAUGAAUAUGCGAAUCGCAAACACUUGGCUGGUAUGCGCGUGAUCCAGAAAAAUCUUGUCUAUGUGGUAGGUUUGAAUCCUGCCGUUCCCUACGAGGAAGUGUCCAGCCUUUUAAGGUCCGACAAAUACUUUGGGCAGUAUGGCAAGAUAAACAAGAUCGUCAUAAAUCGCAAAACUGGGCAUGGCGACCCCCAUCAUAGUCAUCACCACCACACCGGGUAUGGCAUUUAUGUGACCUUCGCUCGCAAGGAGGACGCUGCGAGGUGUAUAGCUGCUGUGGACGGUACUUAUAUGGAGGGCCGGUUGGUCAAGGCCGCAUACGGUACUACUAAGUACUGUUCGUCGUAUUUGAGGGGACAGAGUUGCCCAAAUCCCAAUUGCAUGUUCCUACACGAGCCUGGGGAAGAGGCGGACUCAUUUAAUAGGAAGGAGCUGAGUACCAAACAGCACGAUCAAGUUCCUGUUUUGAAACAAACUGUAAAUGGGGGGGCAGUUGGAUCCCAAAAAUCCGUACCGCCCAGCGGCUCCGCUGCACCUUCUGCAACUGCAUCCCCGGCACUAAGUAAAGUUCAUUUGAACCAGAAUGAUGAUGUUCCCUCCUCGUCAUCUACUUCAGCUGCACACACACCCGUUUUGACGCCAGCACCUGCUCCAUCUGGAUCAAAUCCAUGGGGGGUUAAUCCUAUCAUGACAUCUGCAUUGGCCUCUAAUGUCGCAAAGAACGGUAGUUCACCAGCGUUUCCUACGCUGGGGGAAGCGGCUCUUGCUCAAUCGAUUGCAGCUUCUUCUACAGCUACUGUGAACCAAGGCACUACGAGUCAACACAAAAACAAGAAGAAUUCCGACCGCACAUAUGUGGAUCCUUUUGACCCGUUGUCUAGCGCAAUCAGAUUCAUUGACAGCACGAUCAAAGCGCUAUCUGAGUAUCGUAAUACCGGAAUUAAACUUCGAAGCAAUGCUCUUAAUGGUGGUCUCUCUCAAAGUUAUCCAUCUCUUUUCACUUUUCCCGAGAUUGAGGAAGCGGAGGAGAGUGAUGGUACUUUGGCUCGUAAGCUGAUCGAAAUAUUGGCCAUAAAGCCAGUUGAUUAUGGUGCAUCAUUGUUGCCAUAUCUGCAAAAUCCUUCCCAAAUCAAUCCUAGAUUAUUGCAGCAACUGCAACAGCAACAACAACAGCAGCAGCAACAACAACAGCAACAACAACAACAGCAGCAGCAGCAGCAGCAACAACAGCAACAAAUGCAGCUACAGCUACAGCAGCAGCAGCAGCAGCAGAUACUUUUGGCCAGACAACAGCAACAGCAGGAGCAGCAGCAGCAGCAACAACAGCUCCUUCAGCAACAACCACAACAGCAAUACGUGCAGAGAAAUCAGUCUCAACAACCGACUUCUUCGUCCAUUAGUGCCCAAAUUAUAAACGACCAAUUGCAACAACAGCAACAUAAAGCCGUCAACACGCCUCCUCCACCAGGCAUUUUUACACCAAUGAACACUGCGACUAAGGCCCAUCGUCCCGCUGGUUCUGGCAGCAAUUCAUCUGACCUUUUGAAUCAGCUUAUCAAUGGCAAGAAAAUCGCCACGGGAAACUAG